Messenger RNA from Paramecium pentaurelia, 394 nucleotides. NCBI's taxonomy places the organism in Eukaryota, Ciliophora, Oligohymenophorea, Peniculida, Parameciidae. The record is from the annotation of a GenBank genome assembly.
AUGAAGUAUUUAAACUACUAUUUUAUAAAAUGAUAGUGCCAUUAUUUAAAAUUCCUAUUUAGCUUCCAAUCACUGUAGUAGAAAUUAAUUAAAGCUAAGUAUUAGUAUAAACAAAGAAAGUGUAAUUAGAAACUUGAAAAAAAGUACUAAAACGAGUAGGCUAAGAUAAGUAGAUAAAUUAAUUUUGCAAUAGAUAAUCUUCAAUAGACUCAAAAUUGACAUUGAAAAUACUUAUCAUUCCUGGUAGUAUAUUUACAUUAUUAGUACAAGUUGAAGUAGUCAUCAAAAAUGAUGAUGAUUAAAAUGUCACAGAAUUAUUAAAUACAAAUAGAAUCUUAUUAGAUGUAACAUUCAAUCCCAUUAUGGUAUAAUUUUGAGUACUAUUAAGAAAGAA